This is a messenger RNA of Mycetomoellerius zeteki, 3114 nucleotides long. RefSeq names its product ATP-binding cassette sub-family G member 5. Gene Ontology annotation, molecular function: ATP binding; ABC-type transporter activity; ATP hydrolysis activity. The transcript has 8 exons. The record is from RefSeq and is a predicted model, not a curated record. Gene Ontology annotation, biological process: transmembrane transport. NCBI's taxonomy places the organism in Eukaryota, Metazoa, Arthropoda, Insecta, Hymenoptera, Formicidae. Bases 360 to 2813 code for a protein of 817 amino acids. Gene Ontology annotation, cellular component: plasma membrane.
UCCGGCGAGUCGCGCGAUACUUGGCGCUUCGCUUCGAUCGCGAGCCAGGGAAGAUAUUUCGGGUAAGAAUCGACAACGGCGACGACGACGACGACGGCGGCAUCGGUGACGUCGCGGUAACGACGCGUCACCUAGGAGAAGAGUUUUUUUUUCAUCCCCAAGGGUGACGACUCUUCUACACGCAAGGGAAGUAUAUCCCUUUUCUCUGUCACGCGAAGUGCGGGAAGUCCGAUCGGUCGGCGAUCGGUAGAGAAGGACGACGAACCGGAAUGGAGAGAAGGCAGCGGCGUCGUUGUCGUGAUUCUACCAGCUUCCAAGGUUGAAGGCCCAGCGCGAAUACACAGCCGCCACCGGAAAACAUGGGCUCGGAGGCCUGGGAGUUGGAAAGGAGGUACUCGGUGCCGGGAGCUUUGGACACCAGGGGGUUGGAGCCGCCGGCCAGCGAGGAUCUGCACGCAUGGUCGAUUUACAGGCAAAACCUGAACUCCGACUUCACGGACUCCGCGCUCGGCUCUGCCGAGAAGUCGCCGCUUCCGUACGGGAACUUUCAGUUGCGCGACUCCACGGUGCAGAGCAUACUGCGGCAUCCGCGAUAUGGUCCUAAGAGUCCGUUGGCCAACAAUUCUUACACGUAUUUGAAGUUCGGUUUGCCACGCGUUUUACCGCCCAGCUCUCGGAAUCGCGACGGCUCCAGCGGCUACGACUCCAGCGAGGAAGGACGACGUGUGUCGCACGCAGGUGCUCCAGUGCAUACAACCUCGAUCAUGCGUUCAGCAAGAAGCGAUCCGGAUUUCAGGCAUGUUCACGCUGUCCCGAGGGAGCCAGCGCAUUCACAAUUAACUGUCGCGAGGGACCAUCCGAGGUUGAGGAGUGCCAGCGAGGCUAAUCUCUUGCAGAGUGCCGUCAGGACCAACCGGCGACACAGCAUCGCGCCGAUCGAUCCCGGUUACAUAGCGCACGGACAUGGUAUCCUCGGACCAGAAGGUUACGCGCUGCCAUUGAGACCGAUGCCGUGUCUGCAGCAUCCUCACCUACAGCUGCGAGGUGUGGAGGCUUCAGGCUCGGACGGACUGCCGCUUCUUCGUGGUAUUACCCUCGAGGCCGGUGCCGCCGAGGUACUGGCUAUUAUGGCGACUACCGAGAAGGAAGGCACGCAGAUCGUUGAGACGAUUGCGGGAAGGAGGCGUAUAAAAAGGGGCGAUAUUUUGCUCAAUGGAAGAUCUGUAUCAGCACGCAGCCUAAGAUCUCGCGUCGCCUAUCUACCCACGGAGAAUGGUCUGAGCCCCGGGCUGACUGCUCAGCAGACUCUCAGCUUUUACAUGUUACUGAGAGGUGGCCGUAAUACCACCACACUCGAAGCUGAGGCUAUUCUGCAGGAGCUUGGCUUGGAGGCGACCAAACACUGCCUGGUGAACACCUUGACGACCUCCGAGGCUCGACGACUAGCCCUUGCCUGCCGGCUGCUUCAGGACUCGCACAUCCUCGCCCUGGACAAACCCACGCACGGUCUGGACAUCUUUGAUGCUUUCUUCCUGGUCGAGUACUUGAGACAGUGGGCCAGCCGCGGUCAACGUCUCGUCGUCUUGACUCUACACCCGCCCACUUACGAGAUCCUGACGAUGGUAUCGAGAGUCGCGCUCACGUCCGGCGGACGAGUCAUGUACUCCGGACCUAGAAGAGACAUGCUGCCAUAUUUCGCCCUCGCUGAGUUCCCCUGUCCGCCAUUCAAGAAUCCGUCCGAUUACUAUCUUGAUUUAGUAACGCUAGACGACCUGUCGGCGGAAGCGAUGCUGGAGUCCUCGCAGAGGAUAGAUCAUCUGGCGGAGCUAGCUAGAACGAGGCUACCUCCUAUCAGCGAUCCUGGUCCACCCGGUGCACUUCCGCCUUCGAUGCCCGGACCCAAUAUAUUUGUACAACUGUACGCGCUAUUGUUACGAACGCUCAUCUACAGUCAACCGUGGACAUUAACAAGACUGCUGCGGAAGAUCGUCAUUUCCGCCUCGCUCAGUAUUCUACUCGGUGCAAUAUUCUGGGAUAUCGCCAGCGAAUCAAAUCUAUAUUUACGAGACAGAAUAGGCUAUCAUUACGCUAGUUUGGGUAUCUUUUUCUGGCCUCUGAGCCUCCUGGCGAUGUGCGACGUGGCCAAUAGCAGACCAAACGUGGAGAGGGACAUCAGGGACGGGCUCUAUGGUCGAUUCAUGUACAUUCUCGCAGAGCUCAUCUGCAGCUUGCCGUGCUGGUGUAUGGUCUACCUGAUAUAUCUAGCGCCAGCAUUUGCGAUGUCGGGAUUGCAUCUUGUGCCGGAUGAGAACCUAAUGUCAAUGUGGAAUUACCUCGCCAUCGGUUUACUAUAUUUGAUACUGCAGCAUCUUAUCUGCACAUUCUUCGCACACGUGUGCAAGUGGACCUAUCUGGCGGCGUUGUUUGCCGGAAUGGUGUUGGGUGAGAUAACUUUGGCCGGCGGGGUGACUCUGCACCUGGACAAUCUGCCGUCGUGGUAUCAGCAAAUCAGCCCAAUGCAGUGGUCGUUGUCACUGCUGUUGCCGCGUCUACACAAGAGCGAAAGUGUGGGAAAGCUGGCCAAUUGCAAGCCCAAGCAGAUCCAACGGCAGGACAUCAUCAUCCAGGCAGCGUGCGAGCCACCCGACGGUGCGUUGGCUCUUCGUGAGAUCGCCCUCGAUAAGUUAAACGUGCGAGGGGAAUUUUGGCUGGGCAUCGGAGUGGCUAUCGUCGCUGUGCUGAUUAUUUUUGGAUUCUUAUGCGUCAAGUACGCCACUCCGAAGAGGCCUAGAAGUGCCCCGAACAAACCCUGAUUGAAGAGACUUUAUCGCGAAGUAGAAUUCAGACUGUACAAUCCGAGUGCCACGAAGUCGAUUUAGAUAUUCGUGAGCUUUCAGUUUUCAGAGCGAGUUAUGACAGUAAAGCUCCCUCGUUGAGAUCGUGCUUCAUUAUAGAUUAACUCUUUGCGGUCUGCUGAUGCCAUCACAUAAUAGCCAUGGCACAAAAAACUUAAGCAGUAAAACAUAAGUAGUAAGCAAAUUGGCCAAUGACAGUAGAUACCAUAAGGCCAUAGCAUAAACAAUAACAAAUCAAACAUGUUGAUUUCCUUAUCAU